AUGCAGAUGAGUGGGAAGCUUGCAGCGGCCGGCAGAUCCGGAAAGAUGGGCACACGAGAGUUUGUCCAGGAGAACUUUGGCGUUCUCCCUGAUGUGUCGAAACCCGAGCUUUGGGGCGUGGUCUUGGACGGACCGUCGGGCGGAAUGCCCCAGGGGACGAUGCCGAAGCUCAAAAUCGGCAUCCAGUUUUUCUCAAAGACAGCCGCAGUCCUUUUCCCGGAGUAUGCAAAGACGGAGGCGUUCAUCGAGAAGUUUACCAGGACUAUGAUGACCUUCGUGGCCUACACCAAGGAGAUCGAUUACUGGAAGCACCUGGAUGCCGACUAUAUUGCCCUGACGCACGCCGCUAGAGCUGUAGACAAUGCCUACUUCUGGCGAGACGAUCAGGGCCAAUUGGACUGCGGAGUGCUGGACUGGGGCGGAUUCGGUGCGGCGUGUGUGGGACACAAGAUCUACUGGUACAUCAACUGUGCUGAGUGGGAGAACAACAAACAGAAUCUCCGCUUUUAUCUGGAAACCUUCGCGAAGACCUAUCACGAGGAGGGCGGUCCUCUUCUUGACUUGGACAAGCUAGAGAUGAUGGUGAAACUCACCGGACUGGGCAAUCUGAUGAAUAUGGUUGCUGCUGUUCCAGACUGCCUUCGACAGCUUCCCGAGAAGGACUGGGCCAGCGUCAAGGACCGUUUUGACGACAAGAUCACGCAAAACCUGCAUGGGAAGAGCACUUUGCGGACAACUCUACGAGCCAUGGAUAACGGUCUCCGCAUCAUCGAAGAGCUCGAGGUCGACAAGCUGCUGGAGCAAUGGGUGGAUGAGAUCUGGGUUG
Messenger RNA from Symbiodinium sp. CCMP2592, 826 nucleotides. The record is from the annotation of a GenBank genome assembly. Lineage: Eukaryota; Dinophyceae; Suessiales; Symbiodiniaceae.